GAAAAUGCCGGAAUUCCGGUGGAUCUUUUUGCAUGGCACAGCGCCGAUCUUAGGUUGACCAUCAGGGAACCCAGUUUGUGAACGAGCCUGGUCUUUCCUUUCCCUUCUUAGAAUUACUUGGUUCUAGGAGGGAAGGAAAGAGAGGUUUCGUGGUCGUAGUUGGGGGGAUGAGUUCGUGAGCAGAGUUCUCUGAACAUGAGUGCCGUUUCUGGCGUUUUAUCGCGGCAAGUAUUACCAGCCUGCGGUAGCAUUUGUUUCUUUUGCCCUGGUUUGAGGACAAGGUCCAGGCAGCCUAUCAAGAGGUACAAGAAGCUCAUUCGUGACAUUUUCCCCAAGAAUCAGGAAGAAGGCCCAAAUGAUAGGAAGAUUGCUAAGCUUUGUGAAUAUGCGGCUAAAAAUCCUUUGCGUAUCCCCAAGAUUGCAACCUCUCUUGAGCAAAGGUGUUACAAGGAGCUGAGAUAUGAGAACUUUCAGUCUGUGAAGAUUGUGAUGUGCAUUUAUCGGAAAUUGUUGAUCACUUGCAGUGAACAAAUGCCUUUGUUUGCUAGUAGUUUAAUGAGCAUUAUUCAUACCUUGCUUGAUCAGACAAGGAGACAAGAUUUGCAACUUUCUGGAUGCGAGAGUCUUUUCGACUUUGUAAAUAAUCAGAAGGAUGGAACUUACGCAUUUAAUUUAGAAGGCUUGAUACCUCAACUCUGUCAGUUAGCUCAAGAAGUAGGAGAAGAUGAAAGAGGAAUUUGUCUACGGGCAGCUAGUCUGCAGGCUCUUUCUUCGGUGGUCUGGUUUAUGGGCGAACAUUCACGUAUUUCAACAGAAUUUGAUAAUAUCGUUUCAGUUGUUUUAGAAAAUUAUGGAAAGCCAGAGGAUGUUCCUGAGAAGCAAGGUAACCAGAAUCAAUGGGAGCAAGAAGUGGCUAAAAAUGAGAACCCAGGGCCUACUUCAUCUGAGAUGCUUACCAGGGUUCCAUCGUGGGGGACAAUUGUUAAAGAAAAAGGAGAAUUGAACGUGACGGAAGAAGAUGCCCGGAACCCCUGCUUUUGGGCUAGGAUUUGCUUGCAGAACAUGGCCAAGCUAGGGCAGGAGGCUACAAACAUACGGCGAAUUUUGGAAUCUUUGUUCCGAUAUUUUGACAGUAGCGACCAAUGGUCCGUUGAUCAUGGUCUUGCCUUUCAAGUAUUGAUUUACAUGCAAAUUCUGAUGGAAAAGUCAGGUACACCAGCUGUUGCUUUUAAUUUUUUAAAUUGAUUACUGGGACCCUAUUCAUGGUUUCCAUUUUGCUUUUCUCAUGGCUUCCACUAUAUGGACUCUGAACUCUGUUUUUUUCCCCCUUCUUUUUCUUUCCAAUUCUCUUUGGGACGUUAGGGUAUAAUUCACAUGUUCUACUGUCCAUGUUGAUUAAGCACCUGGAUCACAAAAGUAUCCUGAAAGAUCCGAACAUGCAGCUAGACGUAUUGAACGUCACCACCUCGCUAGCACAGCAAGCAAAGAUUGAGCCUUCGAUAGAAAUUAUUGGUGCAGUUAGUGAUGUCAUAAGGCAUUUGAGGAAGAGCUUACAUUGUUCUGUUGAUGAUGCAAACCUUGGGGCUGAAGUUAGAAGUUGGAACAAAAACUUGAGAGAGGCAGUGGAUAAAUGCCUCGUGGAAUUGUCAAAUAAGGUUGGAGAUGCAGCUCCGAUUCUUGAAAUGAUGGCUGUGGUCCUGGAGAAUCUUUCAGCUGUUACAAUUAUUGCAAGGACCACAAUUACUUCUGUUUAUCGAACUGCUCAAAUAGUUGCCUCAUUGCCAAAUUUGCAUUAUCAAAACAAGACGUUCCCUGAAGCGUUAUUUCAUCAGCUGCUUCUGGCCAUGGUCCAUCCCGACCAUGAGACCAGAGUUGGAGCUCACCGCAUAUUUUCUGUUGUUCUAGUUCCUUCUUCUGUUUUCCCUCGGCCAGUUUCAACUGGUCUUGAUUUAAAGAGGCAAGCUGAAGUUGAAAGGACGCUCUCUAGAACAGUCUCUGUCUUUUCUUCCUCGGCUGCUAUUUUUGAGAGGCUAAGGAAGGAAAAAGCUUCAAGCAGAGAAAGCUCCUCUCAUGGAUUCAAAGUAGAUGUUGGCUCUGCAGGGAAAAUUCAGAAUGGCAUGCUUGACAGAUUGACGUCCUCUGCCAAUCAAGUGAAAAAUAUUGCAAGUGAUGCCCCUUCAUUGACUGAUGAAAAGUCCAUCCCCAAUUUAAAUAAGGAUGCUACUAUUUUGAGGCUCAGCAGUCACCAGAUUAGUCUCUUACUGUCAUCAAUUUGCGCUCAGUCGAUUUCUCCUGAAAAUAUGCCUGAAAACUUUGAAGCAAUCUCUAAUACGUUUAGUUUGGUGCUGCUAUUUUCCCGAGGCAAGAACUCAAGUCACGAGGUUUUGGUACGCAGUUUUCAGCUUGCUUUUUCCUUGAGAAAUAUUGCUGUCAAUGAAGGGCCUCUUCCCAUAUCACGUCGUAGGUCACUCUAUACCUUGGCAAUUGCAAUGAUUCUAUUUUCAUCGAAGGCCUAUGGCAUUGUUCCGCUUGUAUCGUCUGCCAAGUUGAUACUCGCAGAAAAAAUGGUGGACCCGUUCUUACAUCUAGUUGAGGAUCGCAAGCUACAGGCUGUAAGUGGUGAAACUGCUACCACCAAAAUUGGUUAUGGAUCUAAGGAAGACUGUAACUUGGCUUCAAAAGCAAUUUCAUCUGCAAGCAUCACCGGGGAACAAAGCAAGGAAUACUUUGCUGCUGAGAUUGCAAAGAGCUUAUCAAAUUUGUCAGAAUCCGAAUUGUCUUUUGUCAAGCAGCAACUCCUUGAAGAGUUCGCGAUAGAUGAUACUUGUCCACUUCCAGCUCCGUCAUCCAGAGAUAGUGCUCAACAAACUGAUCACCUUGAUGCCAAGGACGACGACCCUUUGGAGACUGAAGAAGAUUUUAUAGAAUCACAGGAAGGUGAGGCCAAUCUUAGGGAGCCGGCCUCGGAAAGCCAUGAUGUGCUGAGUGUGAACGAACUUCUAGAAUCUGCAACAGAGACAGCAAAUCAAGUGGGACGAAUGUCUGUAACUGCACCAGAUGUUCCUUACGAGCAAAUGGCCCUUCAUUGUGAGAAGCUCCUGUUGGGGAAGCAAAAGAAGAUGUCUCAUGUGAUGAGUCUCCACUUAAGGCUGCUUGACGAACACUCCGCCCCGGUCCCACAGAGACCACCAGUUGCCCCUCUUGCUUUGCAAUGUGCAACUGAGUAUCAAAAUCAGGGCAACAGUACUCUCCGCCUGCCUGCAUCUAGCCCUUACGAUAACUUCCUUAAAGCUGCUCGUUGUUGAGGAAUCCCCCGAACGCGCGCGAGCUCGAGUUAUCACAAGAUGAGUUUGCUUGCUUACUCUGAAAACAAUCUGUCUGUGUGUAUCUCAUCCAUUCUUUGAUUCAUUUGUUUCAACUGGCACCAAUUUUCCGGCGGCUGUUUGAUUCAUUAUGUUUGUUGUUUAUCAUGUACAAAAAGAAAAGAGCAGAAAUAUGUAAUGUGCAGAGGGCAAAUUCUCAUUAUUUCAUUAAAUCGAAAUACAGUCAUGGCGCGUAAACUGCAAUUCGACUAGUACACGACAGAGUCGCGCGCGACACUGCGUGAUAGUUAGUACGAUACGAUAUCACAAACACUGCCACAGGUUGCAAAUGCAACCUGGGCUAGUUGAUGACUAAUAGAUCAUGGAGGCGCAGCUAGAGGUUCCAGUCUUGAUAUAACACAUAGCCGUCGGACCCAAAGCUUCACCGGCUCCGCCUGCACUGCCUCCGCAACUACCCAACAGGACAUCGCCGGCGGCGGACAAGCACAACCGGCAUGCUGACGUGGGAUCCGCCAUACCCCAGUCACGUGUCGAGCAGCUACCGUACCCGAACACUCGCAGUCCGCUCGACGCCGACGUCAGCACGCUGCAGUACCGCUGUUGGGGAUUAUCCGGCACAUUUUCUGUCAAAUCUUUGACGAGAUUCGCCACCGUCGCAGCAUCGCUGCCGCCGCUCGUGGAGUCGCAAUAUGCGGCCUCAUCGUCGGCGGCAGCCCCAACAACCAGGAGAAGAAAGACGGAUGACGACACUACUACUGAUAACCUAAUGACAGCCAUGGCCAGGCAACGUUGAUAAAAAAAAAAUUAUGAUAUUUUUAGUGACGAAACUCUC
Linum tenue is the source of this 4155-nucleotide messenger RNA. The record is from the annotation of a GenBank genome assembly. Lineage: Eukaryota; Viridiplantae; Streptophyta; Magnoliopsida; Malpighiales; Linaceae.